GCUCGCGCCGGUGUUCGGCUGUAUUCGGAUUUGUUCGGCUGUGUUCGGUUCGGUGUCCAGCUGUGUCCGGGUGUGUUCGGAUUUGUUCGGUUCGGUGUCCAGCUGUGUUCGGAUUUGUUCGGUUCGGUGUCCUGCUGUGUUCGGAUGUAUUCGGGUUUGUUCGGCUGUAUUCGUUUAUGCUCGGCUGUUCGGUCCGGUCCCGGACGGGGAUGCCUCCUCCUGCUGCUGCGCGCGGGGUGAGCCGGCUGGAGUCUGAGUGACGACAUCGGCCCAGAAGCAGAGCGAGUGCUGUUCGGCGGAGCGUUACGGGAGAUUUAGCUCCGCUCUGUGUUUUAAUUCUUCGUCUCUCCGCGGUUAAAAGGCGAAGUUGCCGCAGUGAGUGGAGCCGAGUCUCGGGGCGCUGCAGCUGAAGUGUCUGUAGAUCGGCCCGUAUCCGGAUCCCAGGACAGGACCUCAAUGAAGUGAGCUCUGAUGGACCGAAUGAAAAUUAUUAAGAGGCGUUUGUCGAUGAGCCUCCGCAGUGCUCGACCGGUGGACGAAAAUCUAUCAGAGCUCACAGAACACACAGCCACAGAUGAGCCACCGACGUCACGGGAAAAUGAGCCCAUGGUUUGCCCCGUGCCCCCUCCUGCAUCCCACAGUGCCCCUUCCUUCUUGAGACAGUAUGCAGGGGGUUUGGGUCGGGGCGCGAUCCGUAGAGACGGCCUGGACCGACCGUACCUCUCCCUUCACCGGACUGGCUCUCUCGGUAUAGUGCAUGAGAAUGUGAAGAUGGGAUCGGAUGGAGAGAGUGAUCAGGCUUCAGGCACUUCAUCUGAUGAGGUGCAGAGCCCUGUCCGGGUCCGCAUGCGCAACAACCAUUCUCGCCGUAUCUCCAACGAGGACAUUAAUAAACGCCUAUCACUGCCAGUGGAUAUUCGAUUGCCAGAGGGAUACCUGGAGAAGUUUGCUAUGAACAGUCCACCCUUUGACAAACCCCUGAGUCGGAGGUUACGGCGCGCUUCGCUGUCUGAAAUUGGCUUUGGAAAACUGGAGACAUACAUCAAACUGGACAAACUUGGAGAGGGCACGUACGCGACUGUGUUUAAGGGACGCAGUAAACUGACUGAUAGCCUGGUGGCUCUGAAGGAGAUCAGGCUGGAACACGAAGAAGGAGCACCCUGUACUGCGAUACGGGAAGUGUCCCUCCUGAAGGAUUUAAAACACGCUAACAUCGUCACUCUUCACGACAUCAUCCACACGGACAAGUGCCUCACCCUGGUCUUCGAAUACCUGGAGAAGGACCUGAAGCAGUACAUGGAUGACUGCGGGAACAUCAUGAGUGUUCACAAUGUGAAAAUCUUCCUCUUCCAGCUGUUGCGAGGACUAGCAUAUUGCCAUCGCCGCAAAGUUCUUCACAGAGACUUGAAACCACAGAACCUCCUCAUUAACGACAAGGGAGAGCUCAAGCUGGCGGACUUCGGUCUGGCUCGAGCAAAGUCUGUGCCCACUAAGACUUACUCUAAUGAGGUGGUCACACUCUGGUACAGACCACCCGAUGUGCUUCUAGGAUCAACAGAAUACUCCACACCUAUCGACAUGUGGGGGGUCGGUUGUAUAUUCUAUGAGAUGAUUACAGGAAGACCUCUUUUUCCUGGAUCUACAGUGGAGGAUGAACUUCAUCUUAUAUUUCGUAUUUUGGGCACUCCGACUGAAGAGUCCUGGCCAGGCGUCAGCACCAGUGAAGAGUUUAGAACCUAUAACUUUCCGCGAUAUCGGACCGAACCUCUCGUCAAUCACGCACCCAGGAUAGACAGUGAUGGCCAUGAUUUAAUUAAUCAGUUAUUACAGUUUGAGGCGAAGCGGCGUGUCUCUGCAGAAGAAGCCCUCAGACACCCGUACUUCAGGAGUCUGGGAGAGCAGGUGCAGGGACUGGCUGACACUGCAUCUAUCUUCUCGGUGAAGGAGAUCCAACUUCAGAAGGAUCCAGGAAAGCGUUCUGUAGCGUACUCAGAGUCGGAGAGAAGGAGCAAAGCCCACGCUGCCUCCUGCCCCCUCCUCCCCCUCUACUGGCUGACUCAUUAUAGCGCUCUGCCCAGGGGAAGUCCCGCAGACAGAGUGUUUUGUUUUAAGAAGAAGGCUGAUGAUAACGCACGUAAUGCACAAACAGAAUACUUCACCCCAUCUAAAGAAGCUAAAGAGUCUAGGAAAAACGACGGAGGAAGAAGAAGCUGAAUCUUUGCACCGAUAGACGGAUGGGAAGGAGUUCGUCUGCUGAGACAAUUCUACACUACUCCACACAAUCUACAAUCCGAAUUAGAAACUUCAGUUGAGAGGAAUAUCACAACACGACCUCCUGAUGGUAGAAGAGGGGUAUCUGCAGCUGGGAGAUACAAGGUUCUGCUGCUGUUCUUCUGUAGAGGAAGAGGACACUCAAACACGGUCAACCAGGCGGCAUCUUGGAAGACUCUACAGGGAGGGCAUCCUUUUCUUUUAUUUGCCUUUGUUUUUAUGAGAUGAGAGGCUAAGCUGCUUUUCAUAUUUUGUGUUAUUUCACAAGCCACGCCCCUUACCUGCACACGCCAGCCUCAGUAUACAUACAGUAUACCUCAUUCCUGCCCAGACCUCCAACAUUCCUCCCCCUGUGACUGUCCUGGUGUGUGUGUGUGUGUGUGUGUGUGUGUGUGUGCAGGAAUGUGUCUGUGUGUGUGUGUGGGAGUGUAUUGUCUGUAUAUUUGUAUUAGAUUACUGGGCAGAAGUCAGAGACCACCUAUUAUUUAUAUCCUUUUUAGUGAAAACGCUUAUAAUUUGAUGUUUUUAUGAGCGAUUUGUGAGAAGGUUAGAUAGAGACAGAGAGAAAUAAGGCUCCUGCUAGAACUGUAAACAGUAUUUAAACAGUAUUUAACAUUUGCUUUCUUUAAAGAUAACUAUGUGAGUCUGACAGGAUGUGGAGCUGCUGCUGUUCUCACAGGCGAGAGUCCAGAUCUCAGCAUCGAUCAGUGUAUCUAAAUUGUGGAAGUGAGGGAAAUGUCCUUUAACAGGGGUCGUACGGUCAUGAAAAACAUGGAAAAGUCAUGGAGUUUAAAAAUAACAAUUGCCAGGCCUGGAUAUGUUUUGGAAAAAAGAAAAAUACCCAGAAAGUUUUGAAAAAGUCAUGGAAAUUGUUUCAGUUUAUUGGCCGUUUUGGUUUUUAAAAAUAAUGAAUUGUUUGGGUAAAUCUGUCACAUCCCUUCGCUUUAGCUAUCUGUCUAUAUGGGUCCUCUUCAGCCUUGACUAUAGCUGUAAAUUCACUCAGUAAGAGAAAAUGCUGUUUUAAUGCUAUGCAAAAUAUGCAGAAAUGUUAUUCAGCUAGUAAAACGUGACAUUUCAAACAGCUUUCAAUUCAUUUUAUGCCUACUUGGAUUUUUAGUUUUUUGUUUCUUGCCAUGUCUGUACUAAAAAAUAUAUGGUCAGUAAAAUUGUCCACAAAGACAUGGAAAAGUCAUGAAAAAGUCAUGAAAAUUAAUUAUGUUUUAGAAUUAUUAGCAAAACUGUCUGUGAAUAAAAGAAAGGAACGGAAGAAAAAAUAUAUAAGGAUGUAGUAAAGAGUAAACUCAUACUAAAUAUUGAAACGUUUGAUAUGCGUAAAAAUGUUGAGGCUUCUCUGUGGUACUCAGUAAAGUGUCUUUUUUCUGAUCCUGAAAUAUAAACAACUAGGCCAUUUUGGAUGGAAAUGAAAUAAAUAAAAUGGUGGUCUCUUUGUACUGCACAGUAAUGCACACUCAAAAAAAUAUACCGUGGUGUUGAUAUACGGAGCAAAAUAUCUCAGCAUUAAAAUUAUUAAAUCUGUUAGAUCCAAAGAAUAUUCCAUUUUAAUGAAAGCAAAAAAAUGCAUUGAAAUAUUUCUGUUUUGUUCCAUCACCAGUUUAAUAUUAUGCCGAGGUAACAGGUAACAGUUCAUGAAAGGUCUUUUGAUUGAAUUGAUUGAAUUAGUGACAUCAUUUGUCAUAUAGAACUUAUUUUUUUUAGUGUAUGUUCAGAUAUUGCCUUUUAAUUUUUGCAGUAAUCCUCUAAACAUCCCUGACACAUGUCUCUCUUUGUCACACACACACACACACACACACACACACUGCUAUGAACAAACCUUUGGCACCUUAUGGAAGUUAAGCUCAGGCUGUAUUCAGUAAAUAUUACAGAACUAACGGCUGACCUCGGAGGACUGGAACCGAAAGAAAGUGCCGCUGAUUUCUCUGGUAAAGAACUAUGUUAUUUUUGUAGUGUGAACUGGAUGAUAAACACAGCACUUCUCACUCUUGAGCACACACUAACUGUGCAAACGUGGACACUAGCAUGUGCUUCGGGAUGAGUAAAGGUAUUACAGUGCUGAGUGUCCUGAGCAGUUUGGGAAUUAGAGUAUUGUUGUGCUCAUUAGAUGAAAGUGAUGAUAUUGAAACACAAGCUGUAGAUUCUCCCUCUAAUCCGGUCCAGUCCUCAGCUGUACCAUGUGACUGAUUUGUGGAACAGAAUCAUCUUUUCCUUCAUUGCUGUAGAAUAAAGGUUCUGCAUGAUCAAAUAGCGUAGCCAAGGAUUUUGGACAAUGUAGUCUCCUGAAGAAAUGCAAAUCAGGAGAUGGACUCCUUCAUAGUCCAGACUGAAGCCAUAGAUACUAGCUAAUAGACAUCAUAAUAAUAUUGUCUCUCAAACCUGUGCUAGCUUUGUUGUUUUGCAAUAAUUAUAAUUAUUAUUAUUACAUUGCAAAUAAUUUUUUUAGGCAAUAAUAAUUAAAAAAAAAACUUCAUUACACGCCACUAAAAUGUCAGUUUAGUUCCCGACUUUCCACUAGUUCACCGUUCACACAGAUGCAGGUUAGAGUUCAUAUGGAGAGUAAGUGUGUAAAUAUAAGGGGUGGAAGUCACAAGCCAUCUCACGAUACAAUACCAUCACGAUACGUCGGGCACGAUGACCAUGAUCUCGCAAUAUAAGUGUGUUGUCAGAUUUGGGGAGGGGCUAUGUUUUAAUAACAAUAUCCCUAUUUGACGCCACGUAUCGAUAAUAAUGUAUCGCAGACUGAAAUCUAAAAAUAUAUCGCAAUAUCGAUAUUUUCUCCCACUUCUAAUCAGUUAGAGCAGAGACUGAUUGGCACUGCUGAUUAAGAUCAUGUGAAUAAAACUAUUUAUUGAACGGUGAACAUAUAUACAUAUUUUGUAAUACUUUUUCUUUGUAAAAUAACAAACAUUAAUAAUAAUCAUCUUAGUACAGGAGAACAGCUCUGCCUUCUUUAAGUGCUGAAAGAAGAAGACAAAUAUAUAUGAGAUGUGAGAGAGAAGGAGAGAGAGAGAGGGGAGAGAGAGAAUGAGAGAGAGGGAGAGUUAGAUGGACAGGGAGAGAGAAACUCUAGGCUGUUUGUCCUUUAUCCCCGAUCACAUUACAAACCACAGAGUGUUUUUAACGGUUGAGUUGGCGUUUGGAGUUUGUAAAGGUUAAAGUGAAUUUUAACUAAUUGUUUACUUUUACUUGAAUUUUUGAAAAUCUAUGUUUACUGUGUUUAUUUUUUCUACAUAAUUACUUUUGCAGAAAUGACAUACAUCUGUAUAUACAGUGCGACCCAAAAGUCUGAGAUUGCUACUAAAAAUGUUGGGGUUUUUUUUGUACAUUAUUUUUUAUAAUUUAAUACAUUUUGUUUAAUAACCGAGGGUAGUCAGCAUAAAUAAAAUGAGAAGUGGAGUGUGCUAAAUAUUUACAUUUACUUUUUUUUUUUUACUUUAUUUUUUGGUAUUUCUGCAUUUUGCAUUAACAUUGCGUUUUUACACUAGUACUGACUUUCUGUUAUGUUCUGUUUAUUUGAAUUAACAUUUUUAUGUAGUCUUAUACUUUUGGAUCCCUCUGUGGAUGAGUUCAGUUCAGUUUAAAGUCACAAUGUGAAUAUUGGUUUGUAUUUUAUUUUUGUAUAAUACAUAUAACAGAUGUGAAGAAGUAGCAAGAGGGCAGCACUUUAGAAAAGCAUGAGCUGAAAUUCCAUUUUAAUGUUAAACAUUUACACAAUUUGUGUAGUUCUUGCUUGCUUGUUUUUUUGCUUGUUUUUGUUUGUUUAUUGGACUGAUUUAUUAUCAUGUGUCUUCCUUUGAAAGCUGGACAUUCAGCUUAUUAAUAAGAUUUUUGAUUAAGGCUACUGGCUCUUAACUCUCAUCUUUGUUGGUUCUGUAAAGAAGAUCUAAUCAGUAGAUUUCUUAGCUGCUAUCAGUACUGAAGUUAAAGUGACCAUGUUUUAUUUUUUAUAUUUUAUUUUCAUUGUUGAUUAAUGUAAAAAAAAAACUGUUUGCAUGAAUUUCAAAUAAUUAUUUUUCACAUAAACAUUUAAAUUUUUAGUAAAAAAAAACAACUAA
This is a messenger RNA of Astyanax mexicanus (Mexican tetra), 6341 nucleotides long. RefSeq names its product cyclin-dependent kinase 17. Gene Ontology annotation, biological process: neuron projection development; exocytosis; protein phosphorylation. The record is from RefSeq and is a predicted model, not a curated record. Gene Ontology annotation, cellular component: synaptic vesicle; cytoplasm; nucleus. NCBI's taxonomy places the organism in Eukaryota, Metazoa, Chordata, Actinopteri, Characiformes, Acestrorhamphidae. Gene Ontology annotation, molecular function: ATP binding; protein kinase activity. The transcript is spliced from 18 exons. The coding region runs from base 472 to 2214 and encodes 580 amino acids.